This is a messenger RNA of Ornithodoros turicata, 1300 nucleotides long. Its product is annotated as ketosamine-3-kinase-like. The transcript is spliced from 8 exons. The record is from RefSeq and is a predicted model, not a curated record. NCBI's taxonomy places the organism in Eukaryota, Metazoa, Arthropoda, Arachnida, Ixodida, Argasidae. The coding region runs from base 308 to 1267 and encodes 319 amino acids.
AAACAAACAGCGUCAUACAAUACACUGAAAAUUUGCAUAGCUUCAUUUAAAAUCACUUCUUCUAAAAUGUUGUUAAAAGUUUCCUUUACGUUCUGCAGUGCAAAGAGGAAAUACGAGUUCCAUGAUGCAAUUGCGUUGUUGGUUCUUGUACAGAACUACGUUGGUGGAAGAUGUGUGACAGUUACGCAGAUACAUGUUGCUUCGCGAACAUUGUGUCAUACAACAUUGUACGAGGAUGUACGGGUAGGAAUGGAGGGAGAGAAAGAGACAGAGUGUGUGAGGAAAGAGAAAGACAGGAAAAACAACAAUGCAGAAAAGCGCUUCGGAAAGGCUUUCAGUUCCAUGUUCGGUUAUGGAGGACCUACUGAAGAAUGCUUUGAAGACAACUAAGUUGAGAGGCACUGGCAUUGGAGGGUCAGGCUGCAUUAACACUGGAGAGUGUUAUGACACAGAUACAGGACAGGUGUUCAUCAAACGAAACCCUAAACCAAUGGCCAGGAUGAUGUUUGAUGGAGAGUGGGCAUCCUUGGACACAAUCAUGCGGACGGACACUGUCAGAGUACCGAAGCCACUAGCUAUAGUAAACAAUCCCUCUGGGGGAGCAGCACUGGCCAUGGAAUACGUAAAGAUGAGGCCCCUCGUGAAGCAUGCCGCGCAGCUGGGAAAACUGCUGGCCAACAUGCACCUGGACAACGAGCGGAAGUGGGACAAAUCUCAGAGCAGCAGCGUGCACGACAGGCAAGAAGACUUUGUGCAACAGUUUGGCUUCCACAUUACCACUUGCUGUGGGUACCUGCCGCUGGAAAACAGUUGGAGUUCGGACUGGGUGGAAUUUUUCUGUCGUCAGCGCAUCGACGUCCAGAUCAGGUCAGCCCAAGAGAAGUACGGUGACAGAGAGGCCGGCCAGCUAUGGGGCUUGCUGGAACGUUCCGUGCCGAAACUGUUUGAGGAAUUGGAGCCUAUUCGUCCCGCACUGCUUCAUGGGGACCUCUGGGGAGGAAAUGUAGCAGAAACAGAAGAGGGACCCAUUAUCUACGAUCCCGCUGCAUUCUACGGCCACUCAGAAUUCGACUUGUCUAUAGCCAAGCUGUUUGGUGGUUUCGAGGAUAAUUUUUACAAGGCGUAUUUUAAGUGCAUCCCUAAGGCAGUUGGUUUUGAGAAGAGGCUUCAGCUCUACCAGCUCUUCCACUACCUCAACCACUGGAACCAUUUUGGAGGAGGGUAUCGGAGCUCUGCCUUGGCCACCAUGAAGAGAUUAGCUAAAUAAAUAAAUAAAGAUUUCCAGCGUGUUAACACUUUA